GACUCAGACGCUUAUCUGAUAUUUGUAGUGUGUGUGAUCCCACAAACACUGCAAACUUUUAAGUUUAAUCAACUUUAAUUUGCAAUUCAUUUCAACUUUCUUGAUUAUAAAUUGUAAAAAAAGUUAUUUCAACUUACUUUUUUAUUAUUUAUAGAAACUCCUCACUGUUUUACAAAGUUUAAAUAAAUUUUAAUUUCGAGUUUUACAAAUUUUAAGUUUUUUUGUAAAAAAUUACAAAAAAAUACGAAAAUUCUUCGAAACAUAAACUGCUACAAUUUCAACUUUCGGGUUUCUUGAGGACCAUGGCAAAGUUUAUUUUACUCAGUCUGUGCUUUCUGACGUGUGGUGUGUUUGGUGCUGAAGUGAAGUCAGUGUCAGUGAUGGAGGGUGAAUCUGUUACUCUAUCCAGUGAUACUGUGAAACAGACAGAUGAUCGGAUAUUGUGGUAUUAUGGACCUGAAAACACUUUUGUUGCAAGAAUCAAUGGACAGUCCAAUAGCAUCAUAUUAUCUGAUGAUGAGAGAUUCAAAGACAGAGUGAUGCUGGACAAUCAGACUGGAGAUCUCACCAUCACAAACUUCACAACUCAACACUAUGGACUUUAUACACUUAAGAUCAGCAGAAAUCAGAAAGUCUCAUACAAGAAAUUCAAUGUUAAUGCUCGUCUGCCAGUUCCUGUCAUCAGCUGUAACUCUUCACAAAGUUCUUCAUCAUCUUCAUCAAGCUCAAACUGUGUGUUACUGUGUACAGUGUUGGUGUAUAAUGUGAGAGAUGUGAGUCUGUCCUGGUACAAAGGAAACAGUUUAUUGUCCAGCAUCAGUGUGUCUGAUCUCAACAUCAUCAGACUCUCUCUACCUCUGGAGGUUGAAUAUCAGGAUACAAACACAUACAGAUGUGUACUCAACAAUACCAUCACAAACCAAACUCAACAUCUCAACAUUAAUCAUCUCUGUCAAACGCGUUCAGAUUCUUCUGUCCAGCGGGUCAUUAUAAUUGCAGUUGUAUUAGUUCUUGUGCUGCUCUGUGUGAUCAUCAUCAUCAUCACUGUUGUCUACAAACACAAAAGAGCUCAUCUAGCAAAUCUCAAGAAACCAUUAUAUGCUGAAGUAACUGAUGAAGAAAAGAGCCUAACCUCCAGCAGCACAUCUGAAGAUGUAAAUAAACAGCAACUAUGACUCACAUCGGGGUUAAAAAAACGCAGGGACGCACUUUGACAUGUUUGUUUCUCAUCAAAGCGGAAUCAACUUGAUUUAUUCUCUCAUGUAUAAUAAUAAACUUAUGUGUAAGACAUUUGAAACUGUGAAAAGUCUACUUUUAUAUGUGUAUGUAGACACAAGCGACAAUGGUUUGAAAAAAGGAAAAAAAUUUAGUAACCAACAUGUGAAACAGGCACGAAAAAGAAAGUCGUGCCACGGACACGUGAAAACGUGGGAACACGUAACCUAAACACCUAAACGUUAUUCGGAAGGGCACGGAUAAUGGCUUUAAAACGAAUAACGAAUUGAACGCCCAGGGCAGCAAGGGCACGAGCAAAAUACUGUAUCUGGUAAUCUCCCGCUGGUCGCUUUAU
Messenger RNA from Misgurnus anguillicaudatus (oriental weatherfish), 1570 nucleotides. The record is from RefSeq and is a predicted model, not a curated record. Lineage: Eukaryota; Metazoa; Chordata; Actinopteri; Cypriniformes; Cobitidae.